Messenger RNA from Thyridium curvatum, 1326 nucleotides. RefSeq lists its product as uncharacterized. The coding region runs from base 1 to 1326 and encodes 441 amino acids. The record is from RefSeq and is a predicted model, not a curated record. Gene Ontology annotation, biological process: protein demethylation. Gene Ontology annotation, molecular function: protein methylesterase activity. NCBI's taxonomy places the organism in Eukaryota, Fungi, Ascomycota, Sordariomycetes, Thyridiales, Thyridiaceae. The transcript is spliced from 3 exons.
AUGAGCGAUCUCCAAAGGAAGUGGGCCAAGGCAAGAAUGAGCGCCAUGGCUAACGAGAGCUUCAACGAGCUCGACGAGGUUGAGGAGAACGGCACGCUCCCAGAGCUGCCUGAGUUUACAGACGAUGACUCUUCAUCGGCGUCGUCGGCGUCAUCUACAGGGACCGUCGUUCCUUCACCCAGUCGUAACCUGUUUGCGAGACCGCAGGGAGCGCCAAGGGGCCGGACAUUAGAGCCCAUACCCUGGACGACAUACUUUGAAAGAGAAUUGUUUCUCAAGCCAGAGGACAAACCCGGCACCACCUACCACGCAUACCUGACCUCCCCGGUCGACAAGGGCCCCCUGUUCGUCAUGCACCACGGCGCCGGGUCCUCGGGCCUCACCUUCGCCGUCCUGAGCACCGAGCUCCGCAAGCGCCUGCCCUCCGCCGGCAUCCUCUCCCCCGACGCCCGCGGCCACGGCUCCACCACCACCCCGGACGACAGCCACCCCGGCGGGACCUCCUCCUCCUCCUCCCCGGACCUCAGCCUCGCCACCCUCUCCGCCGACCUCCUCGCCGUCAUCAGGCUCACCCAGGCCGAGAUGCGCUGGCCCAAGCUGCCCCCCAUCAUCCUCGUGGGCCACUCCCUCGGCGGCGCCGUCGUCACCGACCUCGCCAGCUCGGGCCUGUUGGGCGGCGCCCUGCUCGGCUACGCCGUGCUCGACGUUGUCGAGGGCUCGGCCAUCGACGCCCUGCAGAGCAUGCACACCUACCUGUCCACCCGCCCCGCCGGGUUCGCCACCCUCCAGGCCGGCAUCGACUGGCACGUGCGCUCGCGCACCAUCCGCAACUCGCUGUCAGCGCGCACCAGCGUGCCGGGCCUGCUGGUGGAUGCCGCGGCGGCGGCGGCGGAGGUCGCGCAGGACGGCGGCGGGACGAUGGAUGGGACUACCACUACCACUACCACCACCACCAGCAGUACUGCUGCCGGCGGAGCAGCGGCCGUCGCCGCGAACCGCAGGUGGAAGUGGCGGACGGACCUCGCGGCCACGCAGCCCUUCUGGGAGGGCUGGUUCGUCGGCCUGAGCAAGAAGUUUCUCGGGGCCCGGGGCGGGAAGCUGCUGCUGCUCGCGGGGACGGACAGGCUCGACACAGAGCUGACGAUCGGGCAGAUGCAAGGCAAAUAUGCGCUGCAGGUCUUCCCUGAGGCGGGCCACUUCAUCCACGAGGACCUGCCGGAGAAGACGGCCAUGACGCUCGUCGACUUCUACCGCCGCAACGACCGCAGCGCGUUGGUCCUGCCCCCCAAGGUGUCGGAGAUGCUGGCGCAGGGCAAGAAGAUCUGA